Messenger RNA from Yamadazyma jaroonii, 1464 nucleotides. Lineage: Eukaryota; Fungi; Ascomycota; Pichiomycetes; Serinales; Debaryomycetaceae. The record is from the annotation of a GenBank genome assembly.
AUGGUACAGAAUAAACGAAACUUGAAAUUAAGUCCCAUAUCUGAUGAAGAUUUCGAACCCCCGAGUUUAGUGAAGAGAACUCCUGUUUCUGCAAAUUCUUGGAAAGGGGUUUCAAAUGAACAAAUGGAAUUGGAGAAAUCGAUGAUUACCUUGAUAAAUAGCGAAGUGUCUUACUUUCAAACCAUAUUAUCUUCAAUAACUGUUUACAAAUCUUUGUUAGAAAACACAGAUGGUUUUGCAAAAAUAUUCAGCCUAAGUGAAAAGAAUUUAAUUUUUGAUGAUUUGACCAAUUUGAUUACUACAUCCAGGUUCUUUUUAAUCGAAAUCCUAAGGCAAUUACUCAAAACCCCCAUUUUACCCCAUAAAUUGGAUCUCGACACUAUCAGUAAUGAAAAAUUAACCCUGUUUAAUAUUCCUCAUUUGAUAUAUAAUUGUGAUGUCCAUAGGUUCAAUGUGGGCUCUAUAGUCAAAAGUAAAAUCUUUGAUAACAAAUUGUUCAAGAAGUCAAUUGAAAACUUAUCAAUGAAGUAUGGCUUUAUUAUAUCAAUUAUUGAAGAAAGGAGUAAGAGUGAACUGGGGGUUGAUAAAUGGUUAAUGAUCGGUAAAAGGAUCAACAAACUACCUUUAUCAACUCUAUUAAUCAAACCAUUGAAGAGACUUGUUGAAUAUCCUCCACAAUUGAAAAGAAUAAUGGACAUUGUAGAUGAUCAAUAUGAUUUAAAUCUUUCAUUAGUUAAAGUGAACAAGCUUAUCAAUAAUUGUCACGAUCUACCAAAAAUCCAGAGCUGGGACCAAUUAAGAGAUUAUAAUAAACACACUGUCACAAAAUUCAAUAAUAAUUUGGAAUAUUGUGUUGAUGAUAUUGAUGAGUAUAAUAUCGGAGCCUCCACCAAACCAGUGUCUCACAAUUUGAACCGCCAUAUCACUGAAUUCGAAAUUAAACACAGAUCAUUACAACAAUUGGAGAAAGUAUUCAUUCAAUAUAGUUCUAAAAUUUCCGUGUUUGUUCAUGAACAGACCAAAUAUUCCCAUCUUUGGUUGAAUGUCUUAUCAGGCGAGAUGUAUAUCGAAUCAAUCAUCGAUAAGUAUCGAGAAAAAAUGAAAUCAUUACUGGUGUUUGUAGACAAUUUCAAACUAUUAUUUGAACGUGAAGUACACCAACCUUUGAUUGUCGGUUUAAAACUCACAAGGGAUUGUGCUAGGUUAAUUAAAAGGUUGAAUUCAAAAAAUUCUGAUAAGGAAAAGGUGGUUCGAGAUUUGUCCUGUAGAUUACCUCGGUUAAUACCUUUGUUAAAUGAAUUGUGUGACGAACUUCUAUAUAAAUUCAAUCAUUUGAACUGCCGCUGGAUGAAAGCGUUCAUAGGGGAAACUAAAAUAAAGGAGUUCAAUGAAUUAAGAAAUUCAGUUCAUGAUAACAAUGAUAUAGUUACAUUCUAUCAUCGUCAAUUUACCAAAUCAAUUUGA